Molecule: messenger RNA, 1426 nt
Organism: Chironomus riparius
Lineage: Eukaryota; Metazoa; Arthropoda; Insecta; Diptera; Chironomidae
Source: the annotation of a GenBank genome assembly
CGAAGAAAUGUCAACAAUGUUCAAAAUAUUGCAAUUAAGAAUUAAUAGUGGUUGCGGAAAGAGAUUAUUAGGCACAUUAGCAGCAAAAGAAGCAGGACAUUAUGAUGUAAUAAUUGGAGGUGGAGGUCUCGUGGGAACAUCUUUAUUAGUCUCAUUAGCAAAAAAUGAAACAUUAUGCAAUAAAAAGAUAUUAAUGCUGGAAGGAGCUUCAGAAUAUAAGCCACAAUCAAGGAGCAAAUUUAGCAAUAGAGUAUCAGCAAUUAAUAAACAAUCAGUUCAACUGUUGAAAUCAGUAAAUGCUUGGGACUUUAUUGAAUCUAUUCGAUACAAACCUGUAAUGGAAAUGCAGGUUUGGGAUGCUAUCUCGGGAGAAUCCAUCAAUUUUAACCAUCCAAAUUUUAGUGACAGUGUAGCUUGUAUUGUUGAAAAUGACUUGAUGUUGGAAGGAAUGUAUCGUCAGCUCAAUGAUUUACUUAAUGUGAGAAUUAUGAAUGAGGCCAAAAUUGAUUAUUGUCUAUUACCAAAGGAUGGAGCUGAAAAGAGUGAAGUGACAUUAAAGUCUGGAGAAAAAUUUACGUGUGAUUUAUUGGUCGGUGCAGAUGGAUUCAACUCUACAAUUCGUAAGGCAAUGGAUGUUAAUAACUAUACAGUAAUGUAUAAACAAAUGGGCGUAGUAGCAACAUUAGAACUUGAUACAAGCGAAUAUUCAGGAAACACAAUUGCAUGGCAAAAAUUUCUUUCUACAGGUCCAGUCGCACUUUUGCCAUUGACUGAUAAUUUAAGUUCACUUGUAUGGACGACAACGUACGAUCAUGCCAGAGAGCUUUUGAAAAUGGAUCCGAGUGAAUUUGUUAAUGCUCUUAAUGAAGCUUUUUCGAAAGAUUAUCGAAAGAGUUCUGUCGUCAAUAACGUGAUGAAAUUUGUUGAUACAGUUUCUCCUUUCAAAUCAAAUCAAAUGCUUCUUAUGCCACCAAAAGUACUAAACGUUCAAGACGGUUCACGUGCUCAGUUUCCUUUGGGCUUUGGACAUGCAUCAUCUUAUGCUUGUAAAGGUGCGGUAGUAAUUGGGGAUGCUGCACAUAGAGUUCAUCCAAUGGCUGGUCAAGGAGUCAAUUUAGGAUAUGGAGAUGUUCUGAAACUUACAGAAGUAUUAUCAGAAGCAACAUACAACGGCAGUAAUUUAAAUGAUAUUCAAUACCUUUUGAAAUACGAACAAGAACGAUUAAAAGCAAAUCUACCAAUCAUGUUAGGUGUACAUGCUCUGCAACGAAUCUAUUGUAAUGAUUUUACACCUUUAGUUUUGGCCAGAAGUCUUGGCGUUAAAUUCACAAACUCUGUCCCACCACUCAAAAGAUUUUUUAUGGAGAGAGCAAUGGCAUAAACUUACUGAAUAAAAAUAUCUAAUUCUUUGAUACUAAUUUUUGAC